GCGGCGCGUCACUCUGCGGGCGGAGAUACGCCUCUGUGGUGGUGUCCUCUCUCUAGCUCUCUCUCUGGCUCUGACUGACUGACUGAAGUCCUAGCGGUCCCUAACUGGUCACUUCCACGGGCAGCAUGCAUACAAACAGGGCUCCUGCCAACAGCGUCAGCGCAGACAACUGCAUCCCGGCUGGCCUGCGCCUCGGUCCCAUCGUGGGCAUCUUUAAACUUGGGAAAUACCUUUCAGAUCGCAGAGAGCCUGGACCAAAGAAAAAGGUGCGGUUUGUAAGAGGGGAGCUGUUGGAUGAAUCUGGGGUUCCCUCUCCAGAAUGGAUAGGACUAAUCCGUGCGGCCAGAAAUAGCCAAGAACAGAAUAUUGAAGCUUUCUCUGACUUGCCAGGAGGACAGAUAUACUACAGAACUCUCCGGGAGGUGCAGGCAGGAGAAGAGCUCACCGCCUGGUACUCCAAUUCUUUGGCUCAAUGGCUUGACAUCUCAACUACUGCUACUCCUACCCAUGACGAGAAAGGUGAAGAACGAUUUAUUUGCUGGUACUGUUGGAGAACAUUUAAAUUUCCAAACACUCUGAAAGCUCACAUCCACUUUCACUGCACACUAAAUAACGGCAGGGGAUUUCUCAACAACGAGCAAGUCAGAAGCUCAGAGCUUUUCACCGUGUCUCCUAAAAUCUCGGAUAGCGUUUCCAAUACGACCUCUGCGCUGAGAAGUAAUCUCCUUCACGCCAACGGCGCAAGCAGGGACUCUAUAAAAAGGGAGUCAUCCUUAUCUCCAGCACUCAAUAAAUUGGGAGUGAUCAAGAAGACUCUAGGGAAAGAGGAGCAGGACCGGGCAUUGGACAUGAGCGUGACUUCUGCUAGGAAUCAAGGACAAUUCAUUGGCAUAGUGGGCAAUGCCUGUGGUGGGAAUGGCAUGGCUUUUUAUCCGGGUAUCAGGUCCGCCUUCAAACCCACCGGACUGUCUAAAUUACCUCAUGCUGAAUCCCCCAGAGAGGACACGAAAGCCGGUAGUUUGGGCUUCAGUAAACUUUUAAGCGGCACCAAACCAACCCGAUCAGGGAACGAGGCUUUGCUGAGCAACCAUCAUACCAAGUGCUUGCACCCAGCAGAUGGACCUUCCAAUGUCCUCUCUUGUACCGCUGGCCUGAGGGGGUUCCCAAUACUGUCUCAUUUGGAUGAAACGUCAGCAUUUAAACACGUGGAGAGGGGGGUCCAUGCCAGCAUCUCCCCCAGCUCUCGCUACCACCAGAUCCCACCAGCAGGGCUUCAUUUCGAGAGGUUCUCCAUCCCUCAGUUUGAAGGCAUCAAGUCCUACUCCGCGGAAUGUAACAUCCCAGUUAUGCCUUUCACCGUAUACAAUGGGGAGCUCCUGUACAGCGCCCCCUAUUACCCCUUCAAGCUUCACUUCAGCAACCUCAUCAAGUACCCGGAGUCUGUGUCUUACUUCAACGCUGGGCCAACCAUGAAUCCAGAUUUGGGUUCCAUCACCACCAGCAUUGACCGUGAGAUCGCCAUGCACAGCAACCAGCUGUCUGAAAUAGCCGCAGAAAAGAGCAGAGCUGGGAGGCUGGACGGCCUGGCAGGGGGUGCAGCCCCGGGAACUGGCAAACCCAAAAAGGGGCAUCUCUGCCUUUACUGUGGCAAAUUGUACUCUCGCAAAUACGGUCUGAAGAUCCACAUGAGGACUCACACGGGCUACAAACCGCUUAAGUGCAAGGUUUGCCUUAGGCCAUUUGGGGACCCCAGCAACCUGAACAAACACAUCCGCUUGCAUGCGGAGGGAAACACUCCUUACCGCUGCGAACACUGUGGGAAAGUACUAGUAAGGAGAAGAGACCUGGAAAGGCAUGUCAAGUCAAGACAUCCAGGACAGAGCCUAAGUACCAAGGACCAGGAACAAAAUGACUCUUCCUACCCUCAGCCAGAGCCCAAGAGCGAGGACAAUGACAGUGAGGUGGAUGUUUGCUUCACGGAUGAGCAAAGUGACCAGGAGAUAGGGGGCAGCAAAGAGCACUAAAGUCUGCACAUAGACAUUGAGA
Molecule: messenger RNA, 2046 nt
Organism: Spea bombifrons (plains spadefoot toad)
Lineage: Eukaryota; Metazoa; Chordata; Amphibia; Anura; Pelobatidae
Gene: PRDM13
Product: PR/SET domain 13
Exons: 4
Coding region: 126-2024 (632 amino acids)
Cellular component (GO): nucleus
Molecular function (GO): protein binding
Source: RefSeq, a predicted model, not a curated record